UUCAGAAAAAGAGAUGGAGAAGAAGAAAUUGGAGAAAAGCUACUUCGAUGUUUUAGGUUUAUGUUGUUCGUCGGAGGUGCCUCUGAUCGAGAAGAUUCUGAGACCUAUCGUAGGUGUUCAUGAGGUUUCCGUUAUUGUUACGUCCAGAACCGUCAUUGUUGUUCAUGAUCCCCUCCUCGUCUCCCAGCUUCAAAUUGUUAAGGCACUAAACCAAGCUCGAUUGGAAGCAAAUGUGAGAGUCAAAGGAGAUGGAAACUAUCGGAACAAGUGGCCAAGCCCCUUUGCAGUGGCUUGUGGAGUAUUGCUUUUGUUAUCAUUUUUGAGUUAUGUUUUUUCACCAUUUAAAUGGCUAGCGCUUGGAGCUGUUGCAGUCGGUAUUAUUCCCAUGAUUUUGAAAUCCAUUGCAUCGUUACGCAAUCUCAGACUUGAUGUGAACACCCUCAUGCUCAUUGCAGUUGGGGGUUCAAUAUUUCUUAAGGAUUACUGGGAAGCUGGCACCAUUGUGUUCUUAUUCACUACAGCAGAAUGGCUCGAGUCAAGGGCAGCCCAUAAGGCCACUGCUGUGAUGUCAUCGUUAAUGAACAUGGCUCCUCAAAAAGCUGUGUUGGCCAGCAAUGGUGACGAAGUUAAUGCUAGCGGAGUCAUGGUUAACACGAAGCUCGCUGUUAAGGCCGGAGAUAUUAUUCCAAUUGAUGGUAUUGUUGUAGAAGGGAGAUGUGAAGUCGAUGAGAAAGCUCUAACCGGAGAGUCAUUUCCUGUAGCAAAACAAGUAGAUUCCACUGUUUGGGCUGGCACAAUCAAUCUAAAUGGUUACAUUAGCAUUAACACUACUGUCCUAGCAGAAGAUUGUGUAGUAGCAAGAAUGGCAAAGCUUGUUGAAGAAGCACAAAAUAAUAAAUGUAAAACUCAGAGAUAUAUGGAUGAAUGUGCCAAAUACUAUACCCCAGCUGUUGUUAUCGUAGCAACUUGCUUGGCUGUGAUACCAGCUGCAAUGAGACUUCACAACUUACAGAAAUGGUAUCAUUUGGCUUUAGUAGUUCUGGUGAGUGCAUGCCCAUGUGCGCUCAUACUCUCCACACCCGUCGCUACAUUUUGUGCACUAUCAAAGGCAGCUACAACCGGACUUCUGAUCAAAGGUGCGGACUACCUAGAAACGCUUUCUAAAGUUAAAGUGUUUGCCUUUGACAAAACGGGCACGAUUACUAGAGGAGAGUUCUCAGUUUCAAACUUCAAUUCACUCAUAGAUGGCAUCAGUCUAGACAAACUGCUAUACUGGGUUUCAAGCAUCGAGAGCAAGGCUAGCCAUCCCAUGGCUGCAGCACUUAUAGACUAUGCACAGUCACACUCAGUCAAACCACAACCAGAAAAGGUUGAUGAAUUUGACAAUUUUCCAGGAGAAGGGAUUUACGGGAAAAUUGAAGGAAAAAAUGUUUACAUUGGGAACAAGAAGAUUGCGAUUAGAGCAGGCUGUUCAGCAGGUGAAGAUGUUCACCAUGAAAGUGUGGAUGGAAAGUCAAAUGGGUACAUAUUUGAGGGCUCUUCCCUUGCCGGAGUGUUCAGUCUCUCUGAUGCAUGUCGAACUGGUGCAAAGGAAGCACUCAAAGAACUCCAAUCAAUGGGUAUUAAAACAGCCAUGCUUACAGGAGAUUGUCAAGCUGCAACCAAUCAUGCACAAAAUCAGUUAGGGGGUGCAAUAGAUAUUGUGCACGCAGAACUUCUACCUCAAGAUAAAGCUCGAAUCAUUAAAGAUUUUCAGAUGGUAGCUCCAACAGCAAUGGUAGGAGAUGGGAUCAAUGAUGCACCUGCUUUAGCCACCGCAGAUAUUGGGAUCUCGAUGGGGAUCUCGGGAUCAUCACUUGCUACUGAGACUGGGCACGUGAUUCUGAUGUCCAAUGACAUCCGCAAGAUUCCAAUAGCAGUGAGAAUCGCAAGACAAACCCGAAGAAAGAUAUUUGAAAAUAUUUUUCUGGCUAUUGUUACCAAGGCUGCUAUAAUUGCCUUGGCUCUUGCUGGCCAUCCAUUAGUCUGGGCAGCAGUUCUAGCAGAUGUUGGGACCUGCUUGGUAGUGAUUCUUAACAGCAUGCUUCUGCUAAGAGCUACAACGGUCUCAAAAAGCGCAAAAAAACAUCCGUGUUCACAACAUAAGCAUAAGCAUUGCCAUUCAUCUCACAAGCAUGUCAAUUGCUCGUCUGAUAAGCAUGAUACCGGAAAUUGUCAUUCCAAGAAGUGUUCAGAUGUUGGCAAAAAACGAGAUUGCUGUGCUCACCACGAUCACUUGCAUGAGGUCAGUAAGACAGUGCAAGAAGCAGAAGAGCAUCACGGUUGUUGUCAACAGGUUGAUCAUGGACAUGAGGUGAAGCUCUGUGUACAACCAAAAGACGAUUGUUCUGCUCAUGAUGAUGAAGACGUACAUGUGGUAAAGCACUUGGUACAAGACAUAGGAAGCAAACAUAGUUGUUCUGCUCAUUCUGAUGAUGAGGACGUCCAUGAGGUGAAGCACAUGGUACAACAAAAGGAAAGCAGCCAUGGUUGUUGUGCUCAUUCUGACGAUAAGGACGUCCACGAGGUCAAUCACAUGGUUCAACAAAAAGAAGGUAGUAGCCAUGGUUGUUGUGCCCAUGUGGAUGAGGUACAUGAGGUCAAGCACAAGGAAGAAGGAAACGGAAACCAUGGCUGUUGCGGUCAUGAUGAGUCACAUGCUGCUGAUGAAAAUGACAACUUUGAAAUACACGAGGCAAAGCACAGUGUACAAGCGACUGAAAUCAAGCAUGGUUGUUGUGGUCAUCACGACUCAGAUAUGGAAUCACAUAUUAAAAGAAGUCAUAGUUGUGGGAAUGGGUUUAAGAAGCAUGGGAACGACUUUCUUAACCAAAUAAUCCACAAGAAAAGCCACUCGAACCAUGAAACAUGUAGCGAUACGAGCCAUAUCUGUAAGGAUGAUCAUCACCAUCGCCAUGUAAAAGAGUACAUCAGUGAAGAGGAGUUGGGGAAAAUGGUAAGACAUUGUUGCCAGAACCAUGGCUUGGAGAAGAGGAAUGUAGGUGGGUGUUGCAAGAGCUUCAGAAAGGAAUGUUGUGGGCACCAAAAGUUUGGAGUUGGAUUCAAUGGAGAGGGAGGCUUAUCAGAAAUAGUGAUUGAAUGAAUAUGCAUGUAAUCUCUACAGGUUCCAAAAAUGCCCAAUUUUAUUGGCUUUGGCUUAUCUAAUUCAAAAAUGGUAGAAGUUAUUGAC
Molecule: messenger RNA, 3229 nt
Organism: Cynara cardunculus var. scolymus (artichoke)
Lineage: Eukaryota; Viridiplantae; Streptophyta; Magnoliopsida; Asterales; Asteraceae
Product: putative inactive cadmium/zinc-transporting ATPase HMA3
Exons: 9
Coding region: 14-3142 (1042 amino acids)
Biological process (GO): monoatomic cation transport
Cellular component (GO): membrane
Molecular function (GO): ATP hydrolysis activity; zinc ion transmembrane transporter activity; ATPase-coupled monoatomic cation transmembrane transporter activity
Source: RefSeq, a predicted model, not a curated record